AUGAUCACAAUGGUUCUUACAAGCCAGAACGCGUGUGAUAUUUUGGAACUUCCUGUAGGUGCAGAUAUAAAUUUAGUUAUAACAAAAUACAGACAGCUGGCCCUUAAGUGGCAUCCUGAAAAGCACAAGUAUUCUGCAGAGUCUGUCAAGAAAUUCAAGCAAGUGAACCUUGCAUAUAAGAGGUUGACGUCGUCUGAAUUUCACCAAGAUUUAAACAUGAAUGACUGUUUACAACUUUUUCACCAAGUUCUUUUCAAUACAGCAGCAACCAAUGGCACAAAAUACUAUCCAGACUCUAGUGAAAGUAGUGAUGAAGAUGAUGAUGAUGACAGCGAAGAUUCAGAAGAGGAACAACUUAAUAAAAAAAUUUUUCCUAGAAAAGAGUCCAGUUCAUCUACUAAAAAAUCCGAUAAUAGUCCCAAGAAUUUAACAGAGGAGGAAAAGGAACGGAAGAGAGUAGAAAAACGAAGAGCAAAAAAAAGGAGACAAAGGGAGAGAAAGCGAUUAGAAAAAGAACAGAAAACAAAUGGAACCAGUAAAGUCAACUUAGACAAAAGCGAGUCAUCUGAUAAUCAGGAGACUAUCUCAAGGCAAGAUACCUCAUUGGAUGAUGACACACAGUUUGAUCCAACAUCGGCUUUCUUCACCAAAGUUGUCAGUAAAAAGAAAAAGAGCGGACUAGGGGAAGAUCAGACAAGAAAAAGGGAAAAAACUGGAGACAAGAAGAGUGAUGAUGAGGCUGACGAAAAUAUAGAUGUAAAAGUACUUCGAAGUCGACAGUUAGCAGUUAGGGGAAAUGAGAUGGCACAAGUUGGGCAAUACAAAUCUGCAAUACAGCUGUUUACUGAGGCCAUUAGUUUAGACCCAACAGAUUUUAGAUUUUUUGGAAAUAGAUCUUAUUGUUAUGAUAGAAUAGAACAGUAUGAAAAAGCAUUGAGGGAUGCAGAAAAGGCAAUAACAUUGGAUAAAGAUUGGCCUAAAGGAUAUUUUAGAAAAGGCAGAGCUUUAGCAGGUUUAAAGAUGUAUGCUGAUUCAGAAAAGGCCUUUUUGCAAGUGUUAAAAUUAGAUAAAAAUUGUGAUGAUGCUGUAAAUGAACUUUUUCAUGUGAGGACUCGUCAGUUAAUGGAUAUGGGCUUCUCAUCUUCGCAGUCAGAAGCAGCUAUAAAGAAACAUGGGUCUGUGCAAGCAGCUAUGGACUCACUUCUAGCUAGUGUCUCUGACAGUACUUUCAGUAAUCUACAUAUAUCUGACGAGGAAGAAAAUAACUUUCAUUUGCACAGGCCUAUUUUAGUGCCUCCACAUCUUACACAUGCUGCUGAUACUAAAAUGGAAUAUGGUCAGGUGACCAGUGUACGCCCUUUACCUGAAAAAUAUUGUGCUUUUGUGAACUUUAAAACCAAAGAAGGUGCUGGCAGGGCUAUGCAUCAUUUGCAGGGAGCAGAAGUUGAUGGCCAGAAACUGCUUAUAAAAUUUCCAGAUAAUCCAAUUUCAAAUGGUGCUGGCAGUAGUGUCACAAUAAGAAAAAAUAUUACCAAUGGUGCCACAAAACAAGGAUUACAGCCAAAACAAACAGGCCCUGUGAAUGGAGUUGAAUGUCACUUUUGGAGGACUACAGGCUGUGCAUUUGGUAGCGAUUGUAAAAAUAAACAUUAUCCUAAAAGUAAAGGUAUUGACAGAAAACCAUGGCAAAAAGUACAGCAACUUUGA
This is a messenger RNA of Candidula unifasciata, 1707 nucleotides long. The record is from the annotation of a GenBank genome assembly. NCBI's taxonomy places the organism in Eukaryota, Metazoa, Mollusca, Gastropoda, Stylommatophora, Geomitridae.